UAUAAUCAAGGGGGUUAAAAUUUGACGUUUGUCAUCAAACUGUCAAAAUCCUCCUGAUGAAUCACAUUAAGAAACCCAUGGCAUUUAGUUAAAUUGCCGAAUCUCAAUUUUACAAUAGAUUUUCUUUGCAAUGUUGAUUAAGGAGGCAAGAAAAAUGGCGAUUCAUUCGUAAAAUGCUAAAAAUUGUACGAGUGAUGAGACAGAUUUGACCUCUUAUGAAUAUAACCCUUGAAUCCCGCCAGUAUAGCGAAAUGUUAUUAGUAAAAUCAAACUGCCUGAAUUUAUUUUUCUACGUCAAACCUGAACCACCCUGAGAUAUAUUCUUCGAGUAACCACCAAUUAUAAUCAGGGUUAACCCAUGUAGGAAUGUCCUGUGAAGACGAUAGAAAAAUAUGUCAACAAAUGAAGGCGAACCGCCAGACAAUCCUGUCAUACAACAAGAUUUUACUCUGUCACAAGGACUUGAGGAUAAUUCUGGAGAUAUUUUAGAAUGUCUUUCGGUAAUGGUGAGCAAUGGUGGAGAACCUGGCAGCGGGCAAGUUCAAGAACUGAUACUUGAUGAUCAACUACUUGGUACCACUUUAACAGCUAUUACUUUACCUGAUGGUACACAAGCCUUUGUCACCGACAACUUUGAAGAAGAGGAAUCAGAAGAGUACAAGGAUGAAGAACCUUCUUUGGAAUUGGAAAAUGGGAGUACAAUUCUGUUACGAGAUUUGACAGAUUUGACUGAUGGAAAAACAUUACAAUUCGAGUUAGAUCCAUCCUCAUUUUUACAAACGCAAUUAGCUGCCUCUAGCAAUGAUGAGAAUAAUUAUCCACAAGUAGAAUUAAUAAAUGGUACAGCUUAUAUGGUGGCAGGCCACGUCGAUGUAGAUGAGGGACUCUGGGAAAUUGCUGAAGGAACAUUAAAAGAAGAAGACUCAAAAAAACUCGUUAUAAAUAAAAUAACUGAAACCAAACUAAGAAACCAACAUCCUUGCCCCAGGGAAGGUUGCACAAAAGUUUAUAGCACACCCCAUCAUCUCAAGGUCCAUGAACGUUCUCACACUGGGCUGAGGCCUUACAGAUGUUCACAUUCAAAAUGUAAAAAGAGCUUUUCGACCGGUUAUAGUCUCAAGGCACAUUUGCGAACACAUACUGGUGAAAAACCCUACAAAUGUCCGACUGAGUCUUGUAAUAAGAGUUUCAAGACUUCUGGAGAUUUAUUAAAGCAUGUUAGAACGCAUACUGGGGAGAGGCCAUUUGUUUGUCCAUUUGAUGGAUGUGGCCGGUCGUUUACAACCAGUAAUAUUAGAAAGGUUCACGUGAGAACGCAUACUGGUGAGCGUCCAUAUAAAUGCAGUCAUGCAAAAUGUGGGAAAGCCUUUGCAAGUGCGACGAACUACAAAAAUCAUAUUCGGAUUCACUCUGGAGAAAAGCCCUAUGUCUGUUCCAUUGAAAACUGUGGCAGGCGAUUCACUGAAUAUUCUAGUCUCUACAAACAUCAUUUGGUUCACACACAACAGAGACCAUUUGAAUGCAAGAUUUGCUACAAAAGGUACAGACAAGCAAGUACUCUCGUUAUGCACAAAAGAACAGCCCAUGCGUUAGUUGAAAAUGAAGAUGGUGUCGAUGUAUUUUUGAAAGAUCCUCUUGACUUGACAAAUCAGACAAAAGGAAAACGAAAAAUCUCUACAUUACCAAAUCAACUUAUGUUCGAGAUAAAUGGACAAAUAAAAAUAGACGGAAAUGAAGAGUCGACAGACAAUGAGACCCAAAUACUGCUAGUUGGUGAUCCUUCCCAAAUCGCUGCUCUCCAGCAAAUUGGUUUGGAGGAAGGAUUCGAUGCUGGAAUUGACACGUCACUAGAAAGUUUGAACAUAAAAAUUGAGGAUAUAGAAUUCGGAUGGGACUAACAACAAAUUGAUGGAGUUCAAGACUAUAAAACCAACCCAAAUCUCAAUUUUUCUUGUUCUGAGCUGUUCACGCUCGAUACUUGUGUACCUUUACCAACUGAACCCAGUCGAAAAUAAAGUAUUACAUCUAAUA
Molecule: messenger RNA, 2031 nt
Organism: Athalia rosae (coleseed sawfly)
Lineage: Eukaryota; Metazoa; Arthropoda; Insecta; Hymenoptera; Athaliidae
Product: zinc finger protein 76-like
Exons: 9
Coding region: 393-1898 (501 amino acids)
Biological process (GO): regulation of transcription by RNA polymerase II
Molecular function (GO): DNA-binding transcription factor activity, RNA polymerase II-specific; RNA polymerase II cis-regulatory region sequence-specific DNA binding
Source: RefSeq, a predicted model, not a curated record